This is a messenger RNA of Vanrija pseudolonga, 1215 nucleotides long. RefSeq lists its product as uncharacterized. Gene Ontology annotation, molecular function: protein binding. Bases 37 to 1215 code for a protein of 392 amino acids. The record is from RefSeq and is a predicted model, not a curated record. Lineage: Eukaryota; Fungi; Basidiomycota; Tremellomycetes; Trichosporonales; Trichosporonaceae. The transcript has 4 exons.
CUCAACAUUGUCCUUCACUCCAUCACAUCACGCACCAUGGACACAGACAACACCGUUGACAUCGUCGACACGGACACGAGCACUGACGAAUACGAGUUGCCACCGCACCCAUGGUUCCGAGAGUCCCUCAGUCAUCUCAACAACAUCACUCCUGUAGAGGACCGCAAGGUCUUCUUCGGUCGUCACCAAUUCCUUGGGGGCCAUCUCCUUGCUUUCGAACCCACAGUGUCUAUUGGCCCGGGAGCCACCAGCCGCUUUCUAUCCGCCCCAUCCCCCGUCGGGUACUGCACAAACCCAGCCUCGUCGGGGCCAGAAGAAGUCGACAUGUCUAUACUCACCCACCUCGACAUGAACCGCAACUUGAUCGGGGACGACGGCUUUGCUACCGCCCUCUGGUUGGCAUCCCGAAGCCCAAACCUGGAAAGCCUCACCUGCUCAGGCAACAUGAUCGAGUUUGAUUACGACGAGCCCCGUGAAGCGGCUGCCGUGCUGACGGCGCAACUGGCAAAAUCUAAUCUCCGCUACCUCGUCCUUGACAACAACGACAUGUCGGUGAACCCCAAGAGUUUCCAAGAACUUUUCAAGGCGUGGGCCCGUCUUCCACGCCCACCACCCAUGCAAGAGCUCCACCUGCAGUACUGCGGACUUGGUCUGGAGCACGCCAUCUCGUUGGCGCUCUUUGCCUUGUCCCCGGCCGCCAGCAAUCUGCAGGUGCUUUACCUCGACAACAAUGACUUCACCGACAAGGGGUUCUACUUCUUGUCAAUGAUGCUUACAUACAACUACACUAUACGCGCUGUCUCUCGAUACGUGACGCACGCCUACGAUUCCAGCUUCCGCUCAGGGGGCACAUGGAGUAUUCCAGAGGACGAUUCCGCCGCAAUGGAGUUCCUUCGCUUUGCGUCAGUGACGUGUGACCGCAACGAAGCCCUGCACAAUCGAAUCAUUACCGCAACGCGUCGAGCCUUGCCCUCCCUGCGAAUGGUUGCCCACGCCAAGCCAUUGGAGGAAGAAACCACAGACCCCGACCUACAAGGCCUCAAGCUAAACAACGACUCGGAGGGGCAGGAGACCCAAGUGAGGGCAGAACCUUCCACCAAGCCGUUCCCUUUUAUGAAGCUCCCAUACGAGGUACGCCUUCUCGUCGCGCGGCACGCUUCCGGCGACCCAGGGGCGUUUAACACCGACCAGCGCUUAAGUCGACUGCCCUGUUGA